AUGCCUCGACGCUCCCGUGCCCGUGAAUACGAUGAGGAGGAUAUGUACGAGGCUGAGCGUGAUGUGUAUCCACGGCGGGGUAGAGACGACCGAUUCUUCGAGGAGGAUAUCAGAUACAAGCGUCGAGGACCCGAUGCACCCCCUACUGAGAAGCUCGAGCGCUUGCAUCUUCAAGCACAACGAGGACCUGAGAUUCUUCGUGAAUUUCAAGACUAUCCCCCAGAAUUGGCACCACCGAGCAUGAGGCGCGAACCCGAGUUCCUUGACCCACUUCCACGAGAGAGACCGCGCGGCUAUGAAAGAAAUAGAGAUGAAGUUAUUAGUCGUCGGGGAAGACCCCGUUCGAGGGAGUUAGAUAUGGAGGAAGAGGUCGUCUUUCGCGACGAAACAGACAGGAGGUACACUGACAGUGAGUCGGAUAAGGAUAUUGUCGUCGUACCAAAGAAAGACCGAUCGGUAUAUCGACGCAAAUACGAGAUUCCCAAGGAGCCCAAGCCUCGCAGUAGAAGUCUCUUGGAGGAAAAAAUGGUGCGAGAAUCAGACUAUGAGCAAGACAGCUUAUUACUUCCAAAAGACCCGGCGAAGGCAGAUCAUCGAAGGCACCGAAGUGGCCCAUUCUAUGAAACGUCUUCACGGUCACGACACAAGCACCGGUCACACCGGCACAGAAGCAUCGAUGAAGCUGACGACGAACUCGAUGAGGAAGUAGAUAAAGAGAAGCUUCUCACCCGGGAAGCUAGGAAGAGAAGACCAGCCAGAAUUGUUGAAGAAGACAUCUUCGAACGUCGAGAAAGAUCGUCGUCUCCUGAGGUCGCGAUCCCUAGGGUUCCAUCGCCGGUCCAGGUGCUGCCGGUGCAUGAAAGACAUGUCCACGAGAGUCGUCGAAAGGUCUACCCACCCCGAGCUCCCAGCCCCGAGAUUGUGUUGACGGAGGCAGAGAUUCGCCAACGUGAGAGAGGCCGGAAGGGGAGAUCGGACAACGAAGAGAUUCUCAUUGUCAAACGAGAAGACGAGGAAGACUUUCCACCAUCUCGACGCCCUUCAGCAGAUCCUUACCGACGAGAGAAGCCUGUGCCCAUUGACCCUCCCAGGCCAAGGCCACUGGAGCGCGAAAAAGACAAGCUUACUAUAAUACGCCGCGAUGGUAGUCGGGAGUCGCUGGUGGAGGAAGAGUUUGAUGAAGAGGAAGUUUACAGGUCUCGCGGUCAUGACUUUCCACCAAGGAAAGAAAUGAAAGCGACGGAAGAGCUGAAAAUAGUCACGACUCCGCCCAGAGACAAGUCCUCAACAAGAACCGAGAUAGUGACUCAAGAAAUCAAACCAUCACGAUACACAGAUCGUGAGUCCAAGCUGGUAACUAAAGACGUGAAGGAGUCUGACGAUAUCCCGGAUCGACAACCUGGGAGAAUAGGGCGACGAUAUGUAGGCAUCAAAGACCGCCGAGAAAGCCUGUGGACGGAAAUUACGAAGGACCUGGUGGUGAAGGAAGCGCUGGAGCGGUCUGGCUAUGAGUAUGAGGAGACGGGGUCUUUCUAUUACAUAUUCUCCUACCUUGAACAGGAGGACGUGGAUGCACUGAUUGAGCUUUCGGAGGACAUUCGGCGUGCACGCCGGCGUCGGAUCCAAGAGAUCCACCGCGAGCGAGCAUCGAUGCCUCUUGGGCCUCCUCCGCUAAUGGCUACAGCGGACAAAACAGGCCCCCUGCUUCUGGAUCAUCCAGCAGGUCCUCCCCGCUUUGUUCGGGAUGAGCGGAGAAAGAAAGAGCGGGAUGUAGUCGUCGAGGGCAACCGCUGGCGGCCACCUCCACGCUCGGAGCGGUGGUGA
Aspergillus sclerotioniger CBS 115572 is the source of this 1824-nucleotide messenger RNA. RefSeq lists its product as uncharacterized. The transcript has 4 exons. Lineage: Eukaryota; Fungi; Ascomycota; Eurotiomycetes; Eurotiales; Aspergillaceae. The record is from RefSeq and is a predicted model, not a curated record. The coding region runs from base 1 to 1824 and encodes 607 amino acids.